AUGAAUAAUAGUAGUAUUAUUGCGGUGGAUAUUCUUCCACAUAAUGAUGGAAAAAUUGUUAUGUACGGUGCACCUAAUAAAGAUAUUAAACACUUAGUUUCCGGUAAACUUCGUAUAAUCCUCUCAAAACCUUUAAAAAUAAAAUUUAUAUCCAUUAAAUUAAAAGGAAGAUCUGAAUAUUCAGAUUGGGAAGAACAAUAUUCUUGUUUAGAAGUAAUUAAACUUGAAAAAAUUCUUUAUGAAAAAAAUACUUUACCUAUAGGUGUAACCGAUAUUGAAUAUGAACUUGAGGUUCCCGGUAAUUUACCACAAACUUUUAGAACAAAUUUUGGAUUUAUUUUUUAUAAAUUGGUUGCCGUGGUUCAACCUGCUUCAUUAAUGUCAAAAUACGCUAGAGUUGAGAGAGGAAUUAGUUUUUUAAGGCAUUAUUUACCUUGUAGGAGAGAAUUUUUACCUGCUCCACCUACUAAAAUUUAUAAAGGACAAAGAAAAGAUAAUUUGGAUUUUGAAUUGGAACUUCCUACAGUCAUUUGCGUUAAUGAAAAAAGUUUAUUAAUCAGAUUAAGAUUAUUACCACAUAACGAUAAAGAUCUGGAUGAAUUUUCUAUCGAUCCUGCUCAAUUAAUUGGAAUUGUUCCAUUGAAUGGAUCUUCAUUAACAAAACGUAAACGAACUUAUCCUAUAAGCCCGACAUUACUCACUGUUCAUAAUGAUGCUGACAAUUGGAAUAACCCGUUGAUUUAUAAUCUUCCAUUUGCUCAAUAUUCAUCUUCAUCUAAUACUUCUCGAAAACCUCGAUUAAAAGCAACUCUCAAAUCUCCAUUAAUGAAAGUUAGACAUAAAUUUAGAUUUGUAUUGAUGUUUGAAGAUGAUACUGAAAAUGAUUGGGAAUUAGAAAUUCCAAUUAAUGUUACAACUAUUCCUGAAGAAAAAAGUCUUUCAUUUCUUGGAUUGUUUGAAGAUAAUAAUUUACCUUCUUAUGAUGAUACUUUUAUGGGAAAUUCAUCAAUCAAUCAUUCGGAAAAUAAUGAAAGUAAUAUCAGUUCUCCUUCUUCAAACGUAGAAAAUGAUAAUGGCUCAAAUGAUCAAUUAUUAUUAUCUGAUAAACCAAAACAACCAAAAUUAAAACAAAAAACUAGUUUAUCAUUAUUAAAACGCAUUUUACUUCGUAACGAAAAUAAAUCUCUUAAUGAAGAUUCCAGCACUUCAAUAUCUCCUCUUAUUUCUUCAUGUCAUAAUGAUGAAUCUUCUCGAUUUGGUGAAAGUUCAACUUCAACUUCUUCAAAUGAACAAGUAACUCCAGUUUGUUAUUUGAAUAUGCCCGAUGAUGAUGAUUUGGAUGCAGGUGCUGCUUUUGAGAUUCGUAGUGAACCAAGCAGUCCUAAAUUAAAUGGAAUUCCGAGCUCUUCCUUCUCUUCUUUAAAUAAUUUAUCACUUGCAACAAAACCAAAACUACACGAUAUUAGUGAAAAUAACAACAACAAACAUAUUCAUGAUACUACUCAAGAUAAAUCGCAUUAUAAUAAUUUGUUAAUGACUGGAUUUGAUCUUAAUACAAUUAAUGUUCAAAUUCCAAGUCCUACUCUUAAGCUUGAACAUAAUUUAGAAGAAAUGUCUAUUAAUUAA
Dentiscutata heterogama is the source of this 1626-nucleotide messenger RNA. Lineage: Eukaryota; Fungi; Glomeromycota; Glomeromycetes; Diversisporales; Gigasporaceae. The record is from the annotation of a GenBank genome assembly.